GGAAGAAUGGGUCAUUUCCUUUCUUGAAUUUAAGAAAGAGGGCGAAAGGAAAGAGCUUUCUUUGAAUUACUAUCUAGAAAAUGGCUCUAUCUAUGAUGUACUCAGCUGUGCCAAGGAGGGUUCUUUCCACCGGCGAAUUCACUAUCCACUCUUUGGGAAAACUACCCUCACUAACAAUUUCACCCCAUCCGCGCCACUGCUCUCGAUGCUAUUGCCGGAGUUCCGCCGCGACUGCUUCGCCGGCGGGCGUUUCGUCUUCUGAAGCCGAGAUAGAGAGGCAGGUUAUCAGAAGCACCGAGCUCGUGGCCAUGGAGUACGCCGAACUCAAUCUCACUGAUAAGUUCUGCGAGGAAUUGGGGCGCUUAAGAAUAAGGCAACAUGUUAAUCCUCUGCGCUCUUCGCUCUUGGUUCCUGCAGAAGUGCCAAACUGGAAUGAGGUAUAUAAGGACACAUCGCUGCCACUAAUGGUGGAUAUAGGAAGUGGUAGUGGCAGAUUUCUUAUGUACCUUGCUAAAAGAAAUCCUGAAUCCAAAAACUAUCUGGGACUGGAAAUUCGUCCGAAAUUGGUUACACGUGCUAUGUAUUGGGUAAACGAGCUGGGUCUCAGAAAUAUACACUUUAUGUCUGCAAAUGCGACGAUUUCCUUUGAGAGAAUUGUAUCUACAUACCCUGGACCCUUGGUGUUAGUUUCUAUCUUGUGCCCCGACCCUCAUUUCAAGAAAAAGCAUCAUAAGAGAAGAGUUGUGCAAAAGCCGUUGGUUCAAUCCAUAAUUGAUCGUUUAGCACGUGGUGGACAGGUCUUCAUACAAUCUGACGUGCUUGAGGUGGCUCUCGACAUGAGAGAUUACUUUGACACUAUGUCCAACGAGCUUAUACACAUCGACAACAUAAACUCUAAUGUUGUUUGUGACAGUAAUGGAUGGGUAUUAAAGAACCCUAUGGGGAUAAGAACUGAAAGGGAGAUUCAUGCAGAGUUUGAAGGCUCCAGCAUUUACAGAAGGGUGUAUGAAAAAGUUCAACAACGUUAAUUUUGCAACGGGCAAUCCUACACAUGAUUCUGGCCGGGAAUCGCUUGGUUUCUCGUUUUUGUGGCUGUUAGCACUCACACUACCACACUUGAUGGAUGGCACUGUAACUUCUGAUGUGAGUGAUUUUGGGGUAAUUUAAUUUUACUGUUUGCUUGGAGAGUGAAGAACAUGUAAAGUUUGAUCCUUGGAGAGUGAAGAGCAUGUAUCAAUGGAUGAUUUUGCAAUCCAUGAAUGAAAGGUU
Molecule: messenger RNA, 1269 nt
Organism: Ipomoea nil (Japanese morning glory)
Lineage: Eukaryota; Viridiplantae; Streptophyta; Magnoliopsida; Solanales; Convolvulaceae
Product: tRNA (guanine-N(7)-)-methyltransferase
Exons: 8
Coding region: 81-1028 (315 amino acids)
Biological process (GO): tRNA methylation; RNA (guanine-N7)-methylation
Cellular component (GO): tRNA methyltransferase complex
Molecular function (GO): tRNA (guanine(46)-N7)-methyltransferase activity
Source: RefSeq, a predicted model, not a curated record